This is a messenger RNA of Drosophila santomea, 1158 nucleotides long. It is a transcript of the gene Or33c, whose product is annotated as odorant receptor 33c. Gene Ontology annotation, molecular function: odorant binding; olfactory receptor activity. The transcript has 2 exons. Lineage: Eukaryota; Metazoa; Arthropoda; Insecta; Diptera; Drosophilidae. Gene Ontology annotation, biological process: detection of chemical stimulus involved in sensory perception of smell; sensory perception of smell. Bases 1 to 1158 code for a protein of 385 amino acids. Gene Ontology annotation, cellular component: plasma membrane. The record is from RefSeq and is a predicted model, not a curated record.
AUGGUCAUAAUCGAUAGUCUUAGUUUCUAUCGUCCGUUCUGGAUCUGCAUGCGAUUGCUGGUGCCGACUUUCUUCAAGGAUUCACCGCGUCCUGUCCAACGCCUUUACGUGGUGUGGCUGCAUAUCCUGGUCACCCUGUGGUUUCCACUGCACCUGCUGCUGCAUCUUCUGCUACUCCCAUCUCCGGCUGAGUUCAUGAAGAACCUCACCAUGUCCCUGACUUGCGUGGCCUGCAGUCUGAAGCACGUGGCCCACUUGUAUCACUUGCCGCAGAUUGUGGAAAUCGAAUCACUGAUCCGGCAAUUGGACGCAUUUAUUGACAGCGAACUGGAGCAUCGCUACUAUCGGGAUCACGUGUAUUGCCAUGCCAGGCGCUUCACACGGUGUCUCUAUGGCAGUUUUGGCAUGGUCUAUGCGGUUUUCCUGUUCGGCGUUCUCGUGCAGAUUAUUAGCGGACGAUGGGAACUUAUCUAUCCAGCCUAUUUCCCAUUUGACUUGGAGAGCAAUAGCUAUCUGGGCGCCGUGGGUUUGGGCUAUCAGGUAUUUAGCAUGGUUGUGGAAGGCUUUCAGGGUCUGGGCAACGAUACCUACACCCCACUGACCUUGUGCCUUCUGGCCGGACAUGUCCACUUGUGGUCCAUUCGCAUGGCUCAACUGGGACACUUGGAGGACGAAACGGCGAUGAAUCAUCAGCGCUUGCUGGAGUACAUUGAGCAGCAUAAGCUAUUGGUGCGAUUCCACCACCUGGUGCGUCGCACCAUCAGCGAGGUGCAACUGGUGCAGCUGGGUGGCUGUGGAGCCACUCUCUGCAUCAUUGUGUCCUACAUGCUCUUCUUUGUGAGCGACACCAUCUCGAUGGUCUACUACUUGGUGUUCUUCGGCGUCGUCUGCGUGCAGCUCUUUCCCAGCUGCUAUUUUGCCAGCGAAGUGGCCGAGGAGGUGGAACGCCUACCAUAUGCGAUCUUCUCCAGCAAAUGGUACGAUCAAUCGCGGGAUCAUCGCUUCGAUAUGCUCGUCUUCACACAACUAACACUGCGGAACAGGGUGUGGGUCAUCAAGGCAGGAGGACUCAUCGAGCUGAAUUUGAACGCCUUUUUCGCCACCCUGAAGAUGGCCUAUUCCCUCAUUGCCGUCGUAGUGCGGACAAGAGGUAUAUAG